CCUGGUGCGGUGAAGAGAAAGAGCGCGCGCGCAACGUGUACGGCCGCGGUAUCGUUUCUGCUAGUCCUGCGGAGGAUCAUCGAAAGGACUACACCCCUGCAGUGGAAAGAGUCAGCCUUUGCUCCUUGAAUCGGCACGGUGCAGUGAAUAAAGUCACGCUAGUGGAAAGAUGAGCCUUCUGCUGGAAGAGGAGGAACUCGACGAAUACAGAGAUGGGUCUGUGCGACUACGAAAUCCAAACAUCGAGCUCAUGGAUCAGGAUAUACUCUACCAUCUUGCUCUGGGCAGCGAGUCCCACGAUCUCGUUGAAAUGUUCGGAGAUGUUAAGUUCGUGUGCAUGGGAGGAACGCCAAAGCGUAUGGAACAGUUUGCUCACUUUAUAAUGAAGGAAAUUGGCCACAAGCUUCCUGCUGGGACGACGCUCCUCGACAUUAGCCAGUAUUCGUAUCGAUACUCUAUGUACAAAGUUGGGCCGGUUCUUUCUAUUAGCCACGGAAUGGGCAUACCGUCGGUGGGAAUUUUGCUUCACGAGGUGAUCAAGCUGAUGUACCAUGCGAAGGUGAGGGAUCCGGUAUUCUUCAGGAUUGGUACGUGUGGUGGUAUCGGCCUCGAAGGCGGUACCGUGGUAAUUUCUGAGGAAGCGGUCGACGGAAUGCUGAAAUCCUACUUGGAACUGCCUGUGCUUGGCAAACUGGUGAGAAGGCCAGCGAAACUAGACCGGCAAUUGGCUCGCGACAUAAAGGCCCUGGCGCAUCGCGACGAUCCCUACGACACCAUAAUCGGCAAAACGAUGUGUACUUAUGACUUCUACGAGGGCCAAGGCCGCAUGGACGGCGCGUUCUGCGAGUUCACGGAAAACGACAAGAUGGAAUACUUGAACAAGCUGCACAAAGCUGGCGUGGUGAACAUAGAAAUGGAAAGUCUUUCGUUCGCGGCUCUCACGCAUCAUGCGGGCAUCAAGUCCGCUGUCGUCUGUGUAACGUUGAUAGAUCGUUUCAAGGGAGAUCAGGUGCUGGCACCAAAGGAAGUUCUGGACGAGUGGCAAAUAAGGCCGCAACAGUUAAUCGCACGCUAUAUAACGAGAUAUCUUCAACGAAAGGGCCGCCUCUCCUUAGAAGGCCACGGAUCGAUGUGUGUCAAGAGUCCGCGCCGGUUCAAGCUGGUUCAACAGGAAUCGGAGAACUACGAUUAAAUUCGGGACAGAUGAUCGACGAAAUGGAAUUUUUGCCAGCAGAAUCCACUGUGAAUCCUUGUUAAUAGAAGAACACACACUGUUACAACUAUACGAUAGAAGAAAAAAAGCGCACGGAUUAGCCGAUUUUACCAACGAUUAGCUUAGACCGGACGUCUCGUUUUGUUUCUUUGUACAAAUCUAUCGGAUCGCAUCAGAUAUCAUUGCCAGUAAGAAAAAGGGAAAAAGGAAACAGACAAAAAACAAAAGAGACGAAAGAAAGAUGUAUCUCUCCUUAUUUUUUUACGAGGUAGAAACUUUACUUUAUUCCGUGUUUAAGAUUUAUGAUGCAAACGAUGAAGUCCAGAUUAUAUUAUUACAGUGCACACUGUAAACAUAUUUUUGUAAACCUUGAGUAUUUAAUUGCCGACAUUCAGUAGUUGAUAACGAGUGUUGUUUCUUUGUAUCGGUGAUCAAACGAAAUGGCUAUCAUUUUUACUUAUUACGCUGUUGCUUCAGCGGAGCUGGCGGAGAGUACUUUUCUAAUGCGUUUCACCCGACGUUACGUUCAAAACUUUUCUAAGUUUUCAACGCUACGCACCGCGUGUGUCGUUGUAGUAUUUAGCGUAAAGUUUCCAAAGUUCCUCCUUAGUUUCACGACGAUUAAUUAACGAGAGAGAAAAGCUCAAUGAAUCGCGAACCUCAUCAGUUUUCGCUGCACAGUCUAUGAUGCGGUGAUUCAAGUACAAAGCAGGCAAGGUAUUAAAGAGAGAAGAAAGAGAAAAAAAAGAAGCACAGAAAAUGUAAUUAUCAAAAUGUACGCGAUAAGUACAUUCUUAAUGACCAUACUUGGCCACAUAUCUAUCUAUUGUCCGUGUAUUUUUUGAAAGUUUUAUUUCAGACACUACGAUUCUAAUGAUACGCGAGGACAUACGAAGAAGUUUAACAUUUAUCGACCAAGAGACCCUUUUAUGUUUUCAAACACGAGACUACAUUCGUGGAUGUAUAUGUAUAUCGUUUGAGAAAUUUUCUACACAAAGCGCUGACAAGUUCUACAACGGAUCCACGAACAGAUUUGUAAAUCUAUUGUAGAUCCACGGUGCUCGCUCGUUGUAUCAAUCACGAAAUUGCAAAUUCAAUUUAACCACGUUUCGAGGACGUAUCAAAUAUAUCUUACUCGAUAAUGUUAAGAUUCUGUGUAGCUAGUAGCUGAUUAGAAAUUUAGUAGCACAUUCCACAUAGUUGAGUAAUAGCAUGCUUUGUGUUCAACCGACAUGCGAUCGUGGUUCUUACGUGUCCCCCGUGUAAACACAUAAAAAACCACCUCGGCAUUCAAUGUUUCGAUUGAGACUGGAUUAAGAACACGAUGACAAGUGAAAACAAUGAAAUUCGAAUCGUUUUAUUUAUUUCGUUUCGGUCACCUUUCAAACUUUGUUCUCCAGUGCCAAACACGAUGUACAUUCGACGAGUGAUCUGUUUCGACGGAAAUGCCAUUUCUCAAUCCUGUCUCGAUUGUUACAACUCGUUGAAGCUUUAACUUGACUAAUAAAUAUAUUAAACAAUUGUUGGCCACGAGCCACGAGUCGCGAUUGUCACAAAGAAUUGCACAGAAUUCGGAGAACUCCUUUAUAAGGGGUUUUAAAAUAGGAAACGAAAAAAAAAAGAAUAGAAAAAAGAAAAAAAAAAAAAUGAACGUUGUUGAAGUUAUUAAGUAUUUAGUGGUUUUGGGCUUUAAUCUUAAGAAUUCCAUGUUACAUAUAUUUUUAAAGUGUGUACGUGUUUUUGUAUCGAUAUGAAUCUGUUGGUCAAAGGACAUAGUUAAACUGAUAUUUACGAAAUGUUUAAAAACAUAAUCAAGCACUGUAUUAUUGUAUACUAUAUCGAUGACGACGAUUAUUUAAAGGCUUGCCACGAACGUGAAAUAUGUUUCUUGGUUUCUGUAAACGAAAAAGAGAGUUCAGUAUUCAGGGUUUCGUGAAUAGUAUUUCGUGAAAACGGUUUUUUACACACGUAGAUAGAGCAUCGUAGCGAGCGAUAUUAUUUCUCAGUUCACUCGGAAGCAAUGAAACGUUCGUUUUGAAUUAUUUGCACAAAGCUCUCGUGUGACGCACUCGCGAAAUAUAUUCUAUAAAUGUGUUCAAUGACAAACAUUUCCCAAAAACGAACGAGCCUUACAUUACAUUGUUGAAACGAUUUGACGAAAGUUCGUUUCUGGCUGUUGCUGUGAACUUUUGACGCACGGCUGAGAAAGUCCCGGGUGAAAUUUUUCUGUGCAAAAACACUACCACGCGCUAUAAUGUACCGAAAACUUUUAAGUAUAUCAUGUCAACCAAUAAUAAAUGUAUUAAUCACGGUGUCUUGUUUCUUCAUAUAUAAAUUCACUGUACAAUCGUAAAGUAAAUUGAUAACUUUAAUUUUUCUAUUUUAAAUUACGAGCAAGUUACGACACGAGAAUAAAUAUAUCUAAAGCCACGAACAUCCGAGAAAAGAAAGCAACUCUCGAACUUUUCGUUCCACACGUUCGUUCCGCGAUCGACGAAAAUGAAAAGAGCCAACGCGUCAACACUUGUGUAACAUUGUGUCACACGGUACGCACAAUUUGCCAGUUUAAUGUUUAUCGUAUAUAAACUUUGCGUAAAAGUUCAUCGUAAUUGUUAAAUACAUAUAUAUAU
Frieseomelitta varia is the source of this 3843-nucleotide messenger RNA. Its product is annotated as uridine phosphorylase 1. NCBI's taxonomy places the organism in Eukaryota, Metazoa, Arthropoda, Insecta, Hymenoptera, Apidae. Gene Ontology annotation, biological process: uridine catabolic process; nucleotide catabolic process. Gene Ontology annotation, molecular function: uridine phosphorylase activity. Bases 170 to 1192 code for a protein of 340 amino acids. Gene Ontology annotation, cellular component: cytoplasm; cytosol. The transcript has 6 exons. The record is from RefSeq and is a predicted model, not a curated record.